UAUUAUCUUCAGCCCCACCCACCGGGAGCAUGGCGUUGAUAAUUGGAUUGCUUUUGCUCCUGCAAAUGCUAGUGGUACAGGGUGGACCAGUUGAUAAUGAAGAGAAACCAACUGGGAAGAUCUCCACCGGGAAGAUUGUACUAUUGGUAAUCUUCCUAGUUAUUUUGCACUUUGCAGCUUUAAUCUAUUGGCUGAUGAGACUUUACAGAAACUCCAGUAGAGACAUCAAGAUAUCACUUGCAAAAAUGCGGCAUCAAUGAAAAUAAAAGAUUUUAUGUGAAAUAUUAUUGUUUUAAAGACUUUUUAGAAAAGGAAAAUUUUACAGGUUUUUAGAAAUGAAAUUUAGUUUUGUUUUAAUUAUUGGGAUGGUUUUCCGGUAUUACGGUAUAUAAGUAAUAAGCAGCUCCCGCAGACCAUCAACUACAGCACAAUCACCACUGAGCAAAAGAGGAGGACUGAUUCAGGCAUUGGCUAGUCCUUCGGUUCUCUUUCCUCUCCUGGGACCGUUUCACCAAUCUACACCAGUCUGCUCUGCUCUAUCGAUCUAUUCUGGGACAUACCAUUCUCAUGACAUAAGAGCCGUCCAAGAAAUAUUGUUUGAAGCAGAGAGCAAUGUCAAAACAACCACCCCAGAUCAUCACUUCACUUCCGCCGCAGCCCCACUUCUUCAUAGCACCCUCUCCUGUCACAGCUCCAGGCUAUGCCCUCCAGUUACCUCCACACGUUUCCACUCCUCACUCUUCCUCCCUUACAAGCAUUAGCCCCUGGCCGGCCUCUCUUGCUCCUCUAAGACCCCAAGCUCCAUUUAACUGCCCAGCUGAAGUCUACUUUGCAGCUCAGCCGUGCAUUUUGCCUGCCAUCAGUACCAAAUCCGAUAAGACCCUAACUCCCACCACAACUCUAUUAAGAGAGGAUUCACAUUCGCCUUCUGUGUCUAAUAGCAUUAAAGCUGAAGAGCCACUGACCAAUUGUAAGAUAACCACCGGGGGAGAGGAGAAGAGAGUUUCCUAUCCAAUUAAUGCUCUUAUUGAUGUCCCUGGCUCCUUAAACAGAGGCUCAAGAACGUCGAGUUUGAACAGUUCUUUGUCUUCAAUUCGUUUUGGUGGUAGCCUGAGUCAACUGUGGGCAACCUCACUCUCAUCUUUAUCAACAAAAGUGAAUGGAAUGAAGAGUACUGGUAAUCUUCAUGCUGAAGCCUCAAUGCCGUCACUAGGUAACCAGUAUGUUGCUUUGGGUGGAAGUCUUCCCGAACUGUCUCUCACUUCUCUCACUCGCCUCUUACCCAACUCCUCAGCAACCACAGGCUCUACUAGUUCAGACGGGGGUACAAGUAGCGGAGGAGGAGGAGGUCUUUAUACUCUAAUCCAAUCGCCUCUUUGUGUAUAUCCCAGUCAGUCUCACUUAGCCACUCCUUUUAUCAAUGCUAACGGGUCAAUCACGUUCGGGUCUUUUCUCUCGAGUGGCUCCAGCUUGUGUUCUGCCCAGCAGACAAGUGAGUCUCCUCCUCCUACUUCAAAACAGUCUAACGAGGCUCGGAACAAUUCUGGAUCGCCCGAGAUUGACGUCUCUCCAGGUUGCUAUAGCAGCACGACCACAUCAGCUAGCAACGGAGCGAUUGCACCAGGUAGCCUCAGCACUUUAGCUUACGUAGCUUCAGCUCAAAAGACACUAGACACUAACUGUAGCGAAGGGUUUCCGCUAAUGACUGUUUCUAAUCAUCUACCGGGACAGAGCCCUUUGUCUUCGUCUACUCACGGGCUAAGCCCCAUACAACCACCAACCUCUUGUCUGAGCCCAGAGGAUCACAGCCUUGAGAUUGACUGUCGUGUUCCCUCAUCCCCUGCUACUGGGUACAGCGUAGUCACUUCUGUUGGAAUAGGAGCCCACUUGCCGACAGUCAAAGAGGAAAAGGACCAACAGGACUACCAUCACUCUUACAUCGAAGUAAAGCCACACCUAGUCGAGGGAAAGAAGGACUCCUUCAAGGACAAGCCAUACAAGUGUGACUAUCCUGGGUGUGGUCGCUCCUUCUCUUUCCCUGCUCACUUACGCUCUCACGUCCAGCAAAUACAUAUUUCGUAUCGACCGUGUAAAUGUGACUUCCCCGGUUGUGGCAAGCGGUUUUACACUCCGCAGCAUCUCAACGUUCACCGUCGCAUACACACAGGAGAACGCCCUUUCGUCUGUCCAUACUCUGACUGCAGCAAGGCUUUCACGACUGCUGGUAACUUGAAGAACCACAUCAGGACUCACACAGGCGAGAGACCGUAUGCCUGCAAGUUUGACGGGUGCUCCAAACGCUUUGCCGAGAUGUCCAGUCUUAAGAAACACGAGUUGACCCACACCGGAGAGAAACCGUAUAAAUGUCGGGUCUGUGGUAAGGCCUUCUCUCAGGCUGGGUCCCGGAAUACCCACGAGAGGAAGCAUAGCAGGACUGGGGAGGAGGGAGAGGGGAAACUAACGAGACGCUAUCGGAUAAAACGUGUGUCUCAAGAUGAUGAUAUGUAGCUGUCCAACUCUUCCUCUUUCUUUCUCUCACUUUCCCCUUCCUUUAUGUAAGGAACCUGCAAUCUCUCAUUCCAAUCUUUUCCUUUUAAUUAUUCUUGUUAAUUAUCUUCUUCUUAUUCCUUUCUCUCUCUCACUUGUGACACUUUCUUUAAAACAGCCACACACACAAGCAAGCAAUCUAAAAUUUGACUAUGGAUUAUUAAUUAUUAUUAUUAAUAUUUUGUGGUGUUAUUAUUAUUAUUUAAAAUAGUGCAAUGAGAUGAAAUAGUUACUAUAA
Molecule: messenger RNA, 2785 nt
Organism: Amphimedon queenslandica
Lineage: Eukaryota; Metazoa; Porifera; Demospongiae; Haplosclerida; Niphatidae
Product: protein glass-like
Exons: 4
Coding region: 613-2508 (631 amino acids)
Biological process (GO): regulation of transcription by RNA polymerase II
Cellular component (GO): chromatin; PcG protein complex; transcription regulator complex
Molecular function (GO): DNA-binding transcription factor activity, RNA polymerase II-specific; RNA polymerase II cis-regulatory region sequence-specific DNA binding
Source: RefSeq, a predicted model, not a curated record